Molecule: messenger RNA, 818 nt
Organism: Toxotes jaculatrix (banded archerfish)
Lineage: Eukaryota; Metazoa; Chordata; Actinopteri; Toxotidae
Gene: mrpl22
Product: mitochondrial ribosomal protein L22
Exons: 7
Coding region: 7-633 (208 amino acids)
Biological process (GO): translation; ribosome assembly
Cellular component (GO): ribosome; mitochondrial large ribosomal subunit
Molecular function (GO): structural constituent of ribosome
Source: RefSeq, a predicted model, not a curated record
UGCAACAUGGCGACUGCAAUGACAGGACGUGGCUUCGCUUUUAUUAGGAAUAUAUCUGGAGUGUUACACUCAAGACUACAGGUCCUGGGUGGCGGUCCUCAGCAGCUCUCAUGUUUCCACACCAGUACUUCACUGGAAUCAAAAAACUGGGAGAAGAAGAACCUGAAGGUGUAUCAACCUCAGCUGCUUGACGAGCCUCGCAGACCAGCAGAGAUUCACCACAGUAGGAGGCAGAUUAAGUACAGCAAAGACAAGAUGUGGUACUUGGCCAAAAUGAUUCAAGGAAUGAGCAUUGAUGAGGCCAUUGCCCAGCUGGAGUUCAACGACAAGAAAGGGGCCAAGAUCAUGAAAGAGGUCCUUCUGGAAGCUCAGGAAAUGGCCGUCAAGAAUCACAAUGUAGAGUAUAAAUCCAACCUGUAUGUAGCUGAGUCCUACUCCGGCAAAGGGAGGUACCUGAAGCGGAUCCGUUACCAUGGACGGGGGAUGUUUGGCAUCAUGGACAAAGUUUACUGUCACUACUUCGUCAAGCUUGUGGAGGGCUCGCCGCCCAAAACAGAGAAGAAGACGAGCUUGGACCAAGCUAAAGAGUACGUCCAGAGCCUCAAGAACCGAACCAUCAUCCACAGCCUGUAGAUCAUAGGAUUGAUUCUAUUUCACAUGUACCUUUACUGUGUGUUUCUGAGUGUAUGCGUCAUUUGACAUUUGUAAAUAAAAAAAGAUUGAUUGUAUAAUGAGACCUUCCAGCAUUUAAAUUUUUUUUAAGUAAUACUGACUGCAGCCAGUGUUUCAGAUUUAAAUAAAGUGACGAUAACUUCAAA